Messenger RNA from Saccharomycodes ludwigii, 771 nucleotides. It is a transcript of the gene RPL7A, whose product is annotated as 60S ribosomal protein uL30. Lineage: Eukaryota; Fungi; Ascomycota; Saccharomycetes; Saccharomycodales; Saccharomycodaceae. The record is from RefSeq and is a predicted model, not a curated record. The coding region runs from base 1 to 771 and encodes 256 amino acids. Gene Ontology annotation, molecular function: RNA binding; structural constituent of ribosome. The transcript is spliced from 4 exons. Gene Ontology annotation, cellular component: cytosolic large ribosomal subunit. Gene Ontology annotation, biological process: maturation of LSU-rRNA from tricistronic rRNA transcript (SSU-rRNA, 5.8S rRNA, LSU-rRNA).
AUGGCUGCCGAUUAUCUUAGAGGACUUCUCAAUUAUUUGAGACAAAAAAAAGUUUUAGCUCCAGAAUCUCAAUUGAAAAAAUCUAAGGCUCAACAAAAGACCGCUGAACAACUUGCUGCUGAAAGAGUUGCUCGUAAGGCUGCUAACCAAGAAAAAAGAAAAGUUAUCUUGGCUAGAAACGCUGCUUACCAAAAGCAAUACACUGAAGCUGAACGUGCUGUUGUUAAGGCUAAGCGUGAUGCUAGAUCUUCCGGUUCUUACUAUGUUCCAGCUGAACACAAGUUGGUUUUUGUUGUUAGAAUCAAGGGUAUUAACAAGAUUGCUCCAAAACCAAGAAAGGUUUUGCAAUUGUUAAGAUUGAACCAAAUUAACUCUGGUGUUUUCGUUAAAGUUACCAAAGCUACCGUUGAAUUGUUGAAAUUGGUUGAACCAUAUGUUGCUUAUGGUUACCCAUCUUUCUCUACCGUUAGACAAUUGGUUUACAAGAGAGGUUUCGGUAAGGUCAACAAGCAAAGAAUUGCCUUGAGUGACAAUGCCAUUGUUGAAGCCGCUUUGGGCCAAUACGGUAUCUUGUCUAUCGAUGAUUUGAUCCACGAAAUUGUUUCUGUCGGACCACACUUUAAACAAGCCAACAACUUUUUGUGGCCAUUCAAGUUAUCCAACCCAACUGGUGGCUGGGGUGUUCCAAGAAAAUUCAAGCACUUUAUCCAAGGUGGUUCUUUCGGUAACCGUGAAGAAUUUAUUAACAAAUUGGUUAAGGCUAUGAAUUAG